Molecule: messenger RNA, 927 nt
Organism: Mytilus trossulus (common blue mussel)
Lineage: Eukaryota; Metazoa; Mollusca; Bivalvia; Mytilida; Mytilidae
Product: 17-beta-hydroxysteroid dehydrogenase 14-like
Exons: 9
Coding region: 15-836 (273 amino acids)
Biological process (GO): steroid catabolic process
Cellular component (GO): cytosol
Molecular function (GO): estradiol 17-beta-dehydrogenase [NAD(P)+] activity
Source: RefSeq, a predicted model, not a curated record
UACCCUCAUACAAAAUGGCUGAAAGUUGUCAGCGGUAUAAAGACAAAGUAACUUUGAUUACUGGAGGGUCCAGUGGUAUCGGCAAAGGUUUAUUAGAAGUAUUCGUUCGACAUGGAUCUAAAGUAGUAUUUUGUUCCAAUGACGAAAAACAGGGUAAAGCUGUUGAGAAGGAAAUAAAUGCAGCAGGUUAUGGCGGCGAAACAACAUUUGUAUUUGCAGAUGUUACUAAGGAAACAGACGUCAAGCUUUUGGUACAAGAAACAAUAAACAAAUAUGGUUUAUUGAACUGCGUCAUCAACAAUGCCGGAUACCAUCCGCCAUACCAAACAAUAGAUGAUAUAUCCAAAGAGGAUUUUACUAAAUUAUUUGAUUUAAAUGUUGUUGGAUAUUUUCUGAUCUCUAAGUAUGCUUUACCACAUCUACGUAAAACUGAAGGCAAUAUCAUAAACAUUGCAAGUAUGGACGGCCAUCAUGCUGCGGGAGGAUCAACUAGUUAUGUUGCAACGAAAGGUGCUGUCCUAGCCAUGACAAGAGCACUAGCCAUUGACGAAGCGAAGUACAAUGUACGAGUAAACUCAAUUUCUCCUGGAGCUACAAGUUCUCCUCUCCUCUUAAAAAUGGUCGAUAUAUCUCCAGAUCCUGAACAACAGAUGCAGCGAUACAAAGAUGUUUCUGUGCUAGGAAGGAUUGGACAGCCUGAAGAGAUUGGGAUGACAGCGUUAUAUUUGUCAGCUGAUGCCACCUUUUGUACUGGGAUUGACAUUCAAGUGUCUGGAGGGACACCAUUGAACUAUGCUGAUAAAAAUAUGAGGAAGGAAAAGACACUGUUUAUCUGAAUUGUUUUGCUAGACAAACGAUGAACGAUCGAUUGAUAAAGUUUAACUAGCUUUGCACUUUUAAGAUAAUGUAAAAAAAAAAUACUGAAGA